AUGCUGAUGUUUGAGAGAGAGAGAGAGAGAUUUUUUUUUUUGUGUGAGGAAGAGAAAAUAAAAAUAAUUAAAUUCUAUGCUUCCUUCCUCCCAGCCUCUCCCAGUGUAUCCCAGCCUCUCCCAGUGCACCCCAGCCUCUCCCAGUGCAUCCCAGCCUCUCCCAGUGCAUCCCAGCCUCUCCCUGUGCACCCCAGCCUCUCCCAGUGCAUCCCAGCCUCUCCCAGUCCACCCCAGCCUCUCCCAGUGCAUCCCAGCCUCUCCCAGUGCAUCCCAGCCUCUCCCAGUCCACCCCAGCCUCCCCCAGUCCACUCCAGCCCCCUCUCCACCCUUCACUCACCACCCAUUACUUUCCCACAGAUUGGUGAUGAGUAUUUUACAUUCAUCACCAAGUGCCAGGACCCCAAGGCGUGCACGGUGCUGCUCAGGGGACCCAGCAAGGAUAUCCUGAAUGAGGUAGAGAGGAACCUUCAGGACGCCCUUGGAGUGGCCCGGAACUUGGCCCUGGAGCCCCGUCUGGUCCCUGGGGGCGGCGCGGUGGACAUUGCAGUCUCUAACUCCCUGCAGCAGAAGGCCAAGGGGGUCAGGGGUAAGGCAGUGGCCCUAUUCUGCUCUUGCCCAGGCCCUUGAGGAUGGAGAGCUUAGGAUACCACAUGGAGGGGGGUGAAGGAGCCUUGGGGAUGCCUGAAGGAGGGGCAGUGAAGGAGGGAGGCCUAGAGAUGAAGGAAAUGCAGAAAAUUCCUGCAAUACUGAACGCUUCUCUGGUCAGACUAUCCUUCACUGAAUAUUUGGACCGAGGCUUCGAGACACGACCUGAGCAUCUGUUUUUUUUAGUGUUUUGAGGCAGCUUUAAGUGUUUCUAGGUGUUUUUAGGCUGUUUUAAUGUUGUUUUGAGUAUUUUAGGUUUGUAGAAGGAAGGAGAAAGCUUAAAUACAGUAAUAAGGCCGAAAAAAGGCUUAAAUGGAGAGUUUUAAAGUCAGCCUAGCGGAUAUUAAGCUGUUUUAAGUAUUUUAAGUUACCAGAAGAGAGGAAGCUUAAAUUUAAUACUACGAUAAGGAAAAAGCUUAUUUCUUGCAUUAGGAAGAGAAAAGCUUAAUAUUACUGACGUUUUUUUUAUCAAUUUCUUUCGAUUUUAUAUUCAGUUUAUUUAUUUGUCAUUGUUUUUUAAGAUUAUUUUUUAAUUUUCUUUAUUUUUCGCUCGUUUUCAUAAUAGGAAUUUAAUUUUGGAUGUAUUUUUUUCAUUUUUCUUUUUUUUUUCACUUCUUCGACUUAAUAUCUAGUUUAUUUAUUUAUUAUUACAUCUUGGUGUGUCUAAGUACUUGCAAGGAUCAUUUAUUUAUUUAUUAUUAUUUUUGUUUUAUUUUCCGUUUUUUUUUUUUUUUUUUUUUUUUUUUUUUAUAAUGUAAACU
Scylla paramamosain (green mud crab) is the source of this 1406-nucleotide messenger RNA. Its product is annotated as splicing factor 3A subunit 2-like. Bases 1 to 627 code for a protein of 208 amino acids. The record is from RefSeq and is a predicted model, not a curated record. Gene Ontology annotation, cellular component: chaperonin-containing T-complex. Gene Ontology annotation, biological process: protein folding. Gene Ontology annotation, molecular function: ATP-dependent protein folding chaperone; ATP binding. NCBI's taxonomy places the organism in Eukaryota, Metazoa, Arthropoda, Malacostraca, Decapoda, Portunidae. The transcript has 4 exons.